GGCCCAGGGCAGUGUACCCCCACCCAAAGAAAGGGCAGCGACCUGGAGACGAUGACCAUGUUUGAAAAUGUCACGCGGGCCCUGGCCAGGCAGCUAAACCCUCGAGGGGACCUGACACCCCUGGACAGCCUCAUUGACUUCAAGCGCUUCCACCCCUUCUGCCUGGUGCUGAGGAAGAGGAAGAGCACGCUCUUCUGGGGGGCCCGGUACGUGCGCACCGACUACACCCUUCUGGAUGUGCUGGAGCCCGGCAGCUCGCCCUCAGAUCCAACAGACACGGGCAACUUUGGCUUUAAGAAUAUGCUGGAUGCCCGAGUGGAGGGAGACGUGGACGUGCCGAAGACAGUGAAGGUGAAGGGGACUGCAGGGCUCUCCCGGAACAGCACUCUGGAGGUCCAGACACUCAGCGUGGCUCCCAAGGCCCUGGAGACCUUGCGCGAGGAGAGGAAGUUGGAAGCAGAUCACCCGUUCCUGAAGGAGAUGCGAGACCGAGGGGAGAACCUGUACGUGGUGAUGGAGGUGGUGGAGACCGUGCAGGAGGUCACCCUGGAGAGGGCCGGCAAGGCGGAGGGCUGCUUCUCCCUCCCAUUCUUCGCUCCACUGGGGCUACAGGGAUCCGUAAACCACAAGGAGGCUGUAACCAUCCCCAAGGGCUGCGUCCUGGCCUUCCGAGUGAGACAGCUGAUGGUCAACGGCAAAGAUGAGUGGGAUAUUCCACAUAUCUACAAUGAUAACAUGCAAACCUUCCCUCCCGAAGGAAAGCCAGAAGAGAAGCUCACCCUUAUCCAGGCAUCUGAUGUUGGGGAGGUACAUGAGGACUUCAAGACCCUAAAAGAAGAGGUUCAAAGAGAGACCAAAGAAGUGGAAAAGCUGAGCCAGGCCGGGCAGAGGUCCCUGCUCAGCUCCCUCAGCAAACUUCUAGGGAAGAAAAAAGAGCUACAAGACCUUGAACUCACGCUUGAAGGGGCUUUAGACAAGGGGCAUGAAGUGACCCUGGAGGCACUCCCAAAAGAUGUCCUACUAUCAAAAGACGUGAUGGGUGCCGUUCUCUAUUUCCUCGGAGCCCUAACAGAGCUAAGCGAAGCCCAACAGAAGCUGCUGGUAAAAUCCAUGGAGAAAAAGAUCUUACCUGUGCAGUUAAAGUUGGUGGAGAGCACAAUGGAACAGAAUUUCCUGCAGGAUAAAGAGGGGGUUUUCCCCCUGCACCCCAAGCUGCUCUCUUCCCUUGGAGAAGAGGAAUUGACCCUCACAGAGGCCCUAGUAGGACUGAGUGGCCUGGAAGUGCAGAGAUCAGGUCCCCAGUACAUGUGGGACCCAGACACCCUCCCCCGCCUGUGUGCCCUUUAUGCUGGUCUCUCCCUCCUUCAGCUGCUCACCAAAGCUGUCUAACCUGCCCUUCCCAUCUGCUUCCUGCAUCCCUAUUGCUUUCUCAACCUCAUUGUGCUGUGUCCUCAACACCCAGACCCGUUUCAGAGCCACCACACAAAGGGUGACUGAAAUCUGGUCACCCACCUGGGCAGCCAUGUAUCUCCCUGGGCCCUCCAUUCCCAACCUGCGAACCUGUCUGUUGAUGCUUAAACCCUGUAGAAGUAGAAUCCCUCAAACUGUUUAAACUAUGAGCCGUUCCAGCAAAAUCAAAAAAAUAAAUCGAUUUCCUAUCUUAACUUAAUCUGUACUUCCACAAGGCAAGUUUUACUGGAAUUAAUAGAAAAUAUGUCAAUUGGGGGACCAGCAGUUAACAUAAUGG
Messenger RNA from Tupaia belangeri chinensis (Chinese tree shrew), 1747 nucleotides. It is a transcript of the gene GSDMA, whose product is annotated as gasdermin A. The record is from RefSeq and is a predicted model, not a curated record. Lineage: Eukaryota; Metazoa; Chordata; Mammalia; Scandentia; Tupaiidae. Gene Ontology annotation, molecular function: phosphatidylinositol-4-phosphate binding; phosphatidylserine binding; phosphatidylinositol-4,5-bisphosphate binding. The transcript has 12 exons. Bases 52 to 1389 code for a protein of 445 amino acids. Gene Ontology annotation, biological process: pyroptotic inflammatory response; defense response to bacterium.